This is a messenger RNA of Actinia tenebrosa (Australian red waratah sea anemone), 1065 nucleotides long. Its product is annotated as glutamine-rich protein 1-like. The record is from RefSeq and is a predicted model, not a curated record. Lineage: Eukaryota; Metazoa; Cnidaria; Anthozoa; Actiniaria; Actiniidae.
AUGACUGACAAUUUAAGCGAACACGACGAAAGCGAAUUCUACUAUCUAGACGAGAUAUCUGACACUGAACUGGCUCAGCAAGCGACAUAUUUUGAGUCAAAUCUGCUCAAUGACGGUGAAAUACAGAAAUACAUCCGAGCCCAACAGAAAACAAGUACAAUCAACAAAACUAAGUAUGACAUGAACGUACUGAAGCGCUUUUUACAAGAAUGUGGUGAAGAAAGAGAAAUCGAGAAUAUCCCUCCGACUCAACUUGACAGUCUGCUUUCCAACUUUUACAUAAAGGCAAAAAAGAAAGACAAUACUUUGUACGAACCUGAUACAAUGUCGUCCUUCUCAAGAAGUAUCCAGCGAUACCUCGACGAUAAAAAUGCAAAAGUAAACAUCUUAAAAGAUGAAGAGUUUAAGCUUUCCAGACAAGCCUUGAUGUCCAGACGACGAGAAUUAAGAAAAGAGGGCAAAGGAAACAAGCCAAAUGCUACUGUUCCUCUGACAAGCAAAGAUAUUGAUGCUAUUUUUAAUGAAAACGAGUUUGGAGUCCAUGAUACAGAGAUCCUUUCCCGUACUAUGUGGUUCUUACUUACUUUGCAUUUUGGUCAUAGAGCACGACACGAAGCGAGACAGCUGAAGUUUGGAGAYGUACUUUUGAAGAAAGAUGAAAUAAAUGGCGAAAAGUAUGUAGAGUGGUUCCAAGAAAGAGAAACUAAAACCAGACACGGCGAUGAAAAUGAACACCAGAGAGCUUUCCGACCAAGAGCUUAUGAGAGCGGCGACAAGAAAUGUCCUGUGGUCUGCUAUAAGCAGUUUGUUUACAGGAGUCCCGAAGAAGCCAAAAGUCCAGAAAGUCCGUUUUUUCUUGCUAUAAAUCAUAGAAGGAUGCCAAAUGAUCAAGUUUGGUUCCUAAACAGACCGAUGGGAAAGAACAAGAUUGACGAAUUCCUGUCUCAAGCAACAAAAGAUUUGAAGUUCACGAAGUCAAAAGCCGGCCAUGAAGAAAGCUCUAGUUCGUGUCUGGUCAAACCCAAGAAACGUCGUUUUAUGAUCGAGUCAGAUGAAGAAGACUAA